Messenger RNA from Solea solea (common sole), 2045 nucleotides. Its product is annotated as girdin-like. The transcript has a single exon. The record is from RefSeq and is a predicted model, not a curated record. Bases 320 to 2002 code for a protein of 560 amino acids. NCBI's taxonomy places the organism in Eukaryota, Metazoa, Chordata, Actinopteri, Pleuronectiformes, Soleidae.
CACCUCAUUCACACAACAAGCCUCUGUCGGCCAUCUUGGCAAGUGCAAAUGUGGACAGACAGACAAGACAGUUUUGGAAAAGUAAUGCAACAUCGUGGAAAUAAGCUUGCCACAGAAGACCACCAUGUGUUUAUCACACUGGUAUACAACCCACCCCCAGUGGUUGUCAUCGUAACUUCCUAAGAACCAGAACUAAAGUCAUGACAUUUUCAGUGUCAUCAACACAUCAAAUGUUUGACAUCAUCACGCUGCCAUCAAAGGAACAAAGAGAAGAACAUGACGAGUCCCAGUCACUGUAGAACACCACAGAAGAACAACCAUGGAGACAACGGGGGACUGUGAAAUCAAGCUGUUGUUGAAGCACCUGUACAAGCUGGUGGACAAUGUGGACAGUGGAGUGGACCACUUAGAGACAGAGCUGUGGGAACUGAAGGACGUCCCGCAGCUGCAGCUCAUCAGUCUGAGGGAGGAGCUCGAGCUCUCCGACAAACUCACAGAGAAGCGGAUCAACAACCUGAGGGCACACACCAAGAGGCUCUCUGAUGAACUGGAGGAAGAGAAGAAGAAGAACAAGUGUCUGACUGACAAGCUUGAGAAGGAGCCCACUUACAGACUGCAGCUGCAGGCAGAAAUCAAGAAGAACGAGGCUGUGACCAAAAUGUACGACUCCUUGACCAGAAAGAUGGAGUCUGUAAGCAAAGAGAACGAGUCCCUAGCCAAAAGGAACGAGUUUUUGUUCAGAAGGUUCCAGCCUCAGAGCAAAAACAACGAGUCUCUCACCAAGAAGAACGAAUCUCUGACAAGAGAGAUGGAGUCACUCAACAAAACUAAUGAGUGUCUGACCAAAAGGAACGAGUUUCUGACCAAAAGAUACAAGUCUCUGGAAAAGGAAAAUGAGUCUCUGACCAAAAAGAAUGGGUUUCUGAUGAAAAGGAACGAGUCUCUGUCCAACAAGAACGAGUCUCUGACAAAAGAGAACGAGUCUCUGUCCAACAAGAACGAGUCUCUGACAAAAGAGAACGAGUCUCUGUCCAACAAGAACGAGUCUCUGUCCAACAAGAACGAGUCUCUGACAAAAGAGAACGAGUCUCUGUCCAACAAGAACAAGUCUCUGACAAAAGAGAACGAGUCUCUGUCCAACAAGAACAAGUCUCUGACAAAAGAGAACGAGUCUCUGACAAAAGAGAACGAGUCUCUGAACAAAAAAGACGAUUCUCUGAUCAAAGAGAACAAAUCCUUGACGACAGAAAAGGAGUCUUUGACCAAAAAGAACCAGUCUUUGACCAAAAAGAACCAGUCUUUGACUGAAGAGUACAAGUCUUUGACCAAAGAAUGCAAAUCUAUGGUGACAGAAAAUGAAUCUUUAACCAAAGCCAACAAUUUUUUAACCAAAGAAAAUGAAUCUUUAACCAAAGAAAAUGAAUUUUUAACCAAAGAAAAUGAAUUCUUAACCAAAGAAAAUGAAUCUUUAACCAAAGAAAAUGAAUCUUUAACCAAAGAAAAUCAGUCUUUGACCCAAGGGAACCAAUCUCUAACCAAAGAAAAUGAAUCUUUAACCAAAGAGAAUGAAUUUUUAACCAAAGAAAAUGAAUCUUUAACCAAAGAAAAUGAAUCUUUAACCAAAAAAAAUGAAUCUUUAACCAAAGAAAAUGAAUCUUUGACCCAAGGGAACCAAUCUUUAACCAAAGAAAAUGAUUCUUUAACCAAAGAAAAUGAAUCUUUAACCAAAAAAAAUGAAUCUUUAACCAAAGAAAAUCAGUCUUUGACCAAAGAGAAUGAAUCUCUGACAGAAGAAAACCAAUCCAGAAACAAAGACUAUGAGUUGCUGACAAAACAGAUGAAGUCUCUGACGAGACAGAAAGAGGCAUUGACCAAAAGAAUUCGGUUUGUAACAAACAGGAACAAGUGUCUGACCAAAGACGCCAACGUACAGGUCAUGCAGGAGAAGACGCAUUCUUUGUGGAAACGAGCUAAGCAGUUUUUAAGUAUACAGAAAAAAUGAGACGACAUCUACCUUCAUUUAUUCAUUUAAAAAAAGGAACCAA